AUGGGUUGCGGUUCAUCAAAGGACGGAAAAUAACCAGGUACCGUCAAGAAAAUUGGUUCACCAAGUAAACAAGGUUCAUCACCAUCAAGAUAAGAGUCUCCAUCAAAGGCAGGAUCUAAAUCGAUCAAAUAAGUAAGCGAAUCCGAAUUGCAAAAGCAUAAAGUUGGAGACAUAUUAGGAUUUGUUAAGAGUGGAAACAUUGCUAUGGUCCAUGGCCUUAUAGGAUACUAUAAACUAGAUUAAGCAGUCAUUCUCUUACGAGAUUUUAAGGAAGAACACAAAUUAAGCAAUACUGAGAAAAUUCCUAUGAAUGAUUGGAAUCCAUUAUUGAUUGCUAUUGCUAAUAAAAAGCUUGAGAUUGUCAGAUAUUUCACUCAAAAUUUGAAUUUAUCUGUUAAGCAAUGGACAAUGAACCCAGUAGUCCAAUAAGAGGAACUCUAUAUUGACUAAUAGAUCUUUGGUCUUACUCUUACUAUUGGAAAUAAAGAUUUACCAAUGUUCAAGGAAUUAUGGAACAUUCAUUACACUGUUUGGGAAGAUGUUCAUGUCUUACCUGUACUCUAGGCUUUGAUUAGUGCUAAGUGGGUAGAUGGAAUCAAAGCUUUCUUCUCAUCAUACACUACUGAUAUCCUCUACAGUUCACAAUCACAAGAUUCUUAGAUAGAGUUUUUAAGAGAAAUUUUGAAAGUCAGAAAGUCUUCAUCUAAUGACAUUCACAAAGUUCUUGAUGAACUACUUAACAAGAAUCCAUAUCUAUUGGCCCUUGUUUAUAUUGCUCUCACUGAUUCCGCUGAGGAAUGCUUAACUAAGGCAGAGUAAAAAGUAGUUAUUGAAAAGAACUAUCAGAAUAUUCAGGAGUUUUCCUACGCUCAUCUAAAGUUCACUUAGCCACAAGUUGAGUAGGUAUUAAAUGAUUACGAAGCCAGAGGAGAAGUUGAGAAGGCGACAGUUGCUAAAUUGAAAGAGCAUUUGGCAAGCUUAGAUGAGAAAUUGGCUUAAAAUGAUUCUUUUAGUAGUCUAGAUUAGUUCUAAGCAUACAACUAAGCAUUCUUUGAGGCUGUAAUUACUCAAGAUCUUGAGAAAGUUAGAGAGUUUGCUGGCUAAUUAGGAUUAAGAUAAGUACCUUACACUGAUGGAGAAAAUUCAAGCUCAGGACUGUAUGAAAUUUAUAGUAUCAAUUAUCAAACCUACUGGCCUGUAACCUUAAGCAUUCUUUUCAAAGACGAUAUCCACAUUCAAGAAAUAUAUGGGUAUCUAAUUAGUAAUGGAUUCAACAUCAGAUAGGUUCUUAGUUAGACAUCAAGAAGAGGAGUAUUAGAUGCAAGAGAAAUAAUAAGCGUUCCUCAAGCUCUUGGAGUUUCCUUACUUCUUAGUGCUGAGACUGGAAAAGAAAAUUUACUUCAAUAUUUACUCUCAACUGAAUUUAUUAAUGUGUUUGAUGUUCAACACUUCAAGAUUUUGGUAUAUGCAGUUUUGAGAUUCAAUGGCCCAAUGAUGAGGACUGUUCUCACUAGUCCAGUUGGAACAAACUCAUUCUUGCAAAUGACUACUUCAUAAAGAUUUGAAUUUGUUGAAAACGUAUAUAGAGGUUCUUUCCAGUCAAGUGAUGCACUAGAAGCUCUUGCUUCAAAGUACUAUGCUCCAUAUCUCUUGCUUAUCCUUACAGAAAGAGAUUACUUCAUGAAACUGACUGAUUUUACUUUAUACAAUCAAGCCAUAGAUAAUUUAUCAAUUUUGGAGCUUGAAUAAUUAGCUAAGUCUAGUGAUUAUGAUGAAAGAUUCCUUGCUUUCUUCAGAUACAUUGACAUCUUGGAUGUAACAGAUCCAAAAAAGACCAAUGGUCAAAGAUUGAUUUAGUUAAUUCAAGAAAAUCAAAAGUUUAGAGCUUUCUUAGAUUAAACACUUAAAAUUCUUGAAAAUGACUCUAUAGUUCAGGAUGAACCAGAAGAAGAAAUCACAAGAAAAGUCUAAAAUCCAUCAAUUAAUAAGCACUCUGAGAAAACUUAAAUCAAAGACAUAAAUAUUGAUAACCUCUUGAAUUGUAUUACCUCAAACGAUUCACAAGGUGCUAUAAAUUUCUUGUCAACCUACAGACUUUCAGAUCUUCAAUUCUUCAAGGGAUCAGCUCAGGUUAGCUUGAGCAUUUAUAAGUUGCAUGAAAAUUAAAGAGAUUUUAUUGAAACCAAUGUGGCUCAUUCAUCUUUGAACAUACUUCAAAUAGCUUGUGCUUACAACCAAUUAAAUCUUGUAAGCUACAUUCUACAUUAGCACAAGACAUUCUAACACUCACACAGACAGUUGAAAGAAACUGAUCCAAGAUUGAUUAUUCAGAACUAUGAAGAUUCUGAUGAAACUUUGACUUUGAGAUUAGCUCUUUAAUAUGGAUCUCAAUUCAUAUUCCAGCACUUGUGGUAGAAUUUCGGCUAUCUUUUUACUGAAAGACAUCUCCUUGUUGUUGCUAGAUUUAUGAAAUUCUUGAAUUUAGAUCACAAAUUCAGAGAUUUCCUCUAUUCUUCUACUACUGAUGAGAUUUUUAAGAACUCACCUUAAUCAAUCAAAUAUGAUUUCGUUCAAAUCUUUAAUAACAUUGAUGCUUCUUACCAAGAAGAAGUUAACCUUAUUCUUCAAACCAACUAUAAUAAUUUUGACAGAGGUGUCAAUGAUGACAUCCUCUUACAAAUAUACAACGUAGUUAGAGAUAACGAAGUUGAACAACUUGAGCAAAUAGUCAAUAACUACCAAAUUAGUGGCAUUGCUCAACUUCAUUUUGAUUUCUUCUAGGAAGAUGAAGAAGUUUUGAAUCUUGCAGAUGAUCAAAAGAUUACUGUUUCAUUCCUGAACCCCAUUCUACUUUCAGUCAAGUCCAAGAGCUUUUCAAGCUUAAAGUUUUUGGUUGAGAGAUUCGGCAUAAGAAGAUCAAUGAGAAAUAUUGACCUAGUCUUCAGACACGAGACUCUAGGGGAAUAUGGAUUCAAGAACCUUUUAUUGCCAAUUCUCCUUAAAAUUAAGGACACAGAUGCCUUAUCUUACCUUACCAACAAGGCUAGAGAUUUAGUUUUAUCCUCAUAAGAUUUGACUUCAUUCAUAAGUCUUUCACUCUAAGAAAGAUGGCUAGCUGGACUGAAGACUUUCUUGAUUUCAGAUACUGCUCUUUUCUAUUUCUAAGCACUUAGCUUUGAUGAGCAAAGACUAUUCGUUGAGAGAGUAGUUAAGUUCAUCUCAGAUCUAGAGGACCCUACUCAAAAAAGAUAAUUUGUAGCAAACAUCAUCGAAGAAUGCCUCACAAGAAGACCUUACUCAAAGCACUUGGUUUGUGUUCUAAUUGAAGGUGGCCUUAAAGCAGAGAAUUCCCUUCCAAAACUUGCAAGAGAAUGUCUCAAGAAUCUUACAAGUGAGGAUCUUAUGUAAUUGGCUAACAGCGACCAUCAUGCCUUAGCUGAGUAUGAAAGAAGAUUCAAUGAUAUCAAGGGUGACAAAUUUGAAAAUGAAAUUGCAAAGAUCUUACUCAGAUACGCCAACGAGGGAAGACCAGAUCAUUUCGCUCCCCAGUAUGUCGAGAGCAGAAAGCAAGUCAGAUUCGAGGAAGCACAUGAUAAUGGUAGUGUACAAGAAAACAGAAUUUGA
This is a messenger RNA of Stylonychia lemnae, 3624 nucleotides long. NCBI's taxonomy places the organism in Eukaryota, Ciliophora, Spirotrichea, Sporadotrichida, Oxytrichidae. The record is from the annotation of a GenBank genome assembly.